Molecule: messenger RNA, 3636 nt
Organism: Pochonia chlamydosporia 170
Lineage: Eukaryota; Fungi; Ascomycota; Sordariomycetes; Hypocreales; Clavicipitaceae
Product: splicing factor 3B subunit 1
Exons: 1
Coding region: 1-3636 (1211 amino acids)
Biological process (GO): spliceosomal complex assembly
Cellular component (GO): U2 snRNP; U2-type prespliceosome; catalytic step 2 spliceosome
Molecular function (GO): mRNA binding
Source: RefSeq, a predicted model, not a curated record
AUGUCUGACGCAGAUUAUGACACGAUCGCGAAGCUCCAGCGCGAGCGAGCUACUGGCAAGAAAAGUUCGCGCGCGCUGGAUGCGUCAUCUCAACGCACCGACGACAGAAGGCAGAAGCUCACGGACAGCGCGGAUAAUGAGUUGUAUGAGCGUGAUGGGGGCGAUAAAUUUGCAGGAUACCAUACAUCCCUCCCGAUGGGGGAUGAUGAUGAGGAUAUGGACGAGGACAACACCAGGAGACUUGUGGGCCAGUAUACGGCAUCGCGAGACAUGAUUGAUGAGUUUGCCAGGGGUAGCGGGGUUGAAGAAGAUGAUAUUCUAGCAGGAAAAGGCGAAAAGAGCGGGCGCAUCACCGAUCGCGAGACCGACUAUCAAAAACGUCGCUUUAACCGAGUCCUGACUCCUACGAGAGCCGAUCCUUUCGCGGAGAACCGACAGGCCGGCGCUGCCGAAAAUGGCGCCACCUACCGGGAAAUAAUGGAGGCUCGCGAACUGGAGAAGGAGGAGGAACGCGUUCGACAGGCUAUCCAAGCCAAGAUGAACGGCGGCGAACAUGAUGCCGACGCUCAACCGACCCUGAAAGACGUGGACAAAGAGAACGCGGAGGCUGGAUCCACUGAAGCUGUUGCUGCAGGACGAAAGCGCAAGAAGAGAUGGGAUGUAUCCUCUACUGCGGCCGAAGAACAAACCCAGGAUAAAUCUGAAGAGGCGAAGCCAAAGCGCUCAAGAUGGGAUCAGGCGCCAUCUAUUGCAGGCGCAGAGGCUGUCAAGAAGCGCUCACGUUGGGACCAAGCUCCCACAGCGACGCCAAUGGGUAACCAAGGACUGGCAACCCCAAUGCAUCCAACACAAACUCCUGGUGCUUUGCCACCAACCUUUGGAACUGAUGUUUCUGCCCGAAAUCUCCCGCUCAGCGACGAGGAGCUGGACAUGUUGCUCCCGGGUGAAAAUGAAGGAUACAAGAUUUUGGAGCCACCCCCUGGAUAUGAACCUAUUCGCGCUCCGGCACAUAAGCUCAUGGCAACCCCGGCCCCUGCAACGGGGUUCAUGAUGCAGGAUCCAGAUCAAGUGCGGCUGGGAGGAAAGCCGGUACCAGCGGAGCUUUCUGGUGUAGGAGAUUUACAGUUUCUCAAGCCAGAGGAUAUGGCAUACUUCGGCAAGCUCAACGAUGGAGCGGAUGAGAAUGCCAUGUCCGUGGAAGAGCUAAAGGAGCGCAAAAUCAUGAGACUCUUGCUCAAAAUCAAGAACGGAACACCGCCUAUGAGAAAGACGGCCCUUCGACAAAUUACAGACAAUGCCAGGAACUUUGGUGCUGGAGCAUUGUUUGCUCAGAUUUUACCCCUCCUCAUGGAGAAGUCACUAGAGGAUCAAGAGCGACAUCUUUUGGUCAAGGUUAUUGACCGAAUUCUCUACAAGUUGGACGACUUAGUUCGACCCUACGUUCACAGAAUUCUCGUCGUCAUUGAGCCACUGCUCAUUGACCAAGACUAUUACGCUCGAGUUGAAGGUCGUGAGAUUAUUUCCAAUGUCGCCAAAGCCGCUGGUCUUGCCACCAUGAUCAGCGUGAUGCGGCCCGAUAUUGACCACCCUGAUGAAUACGUUCGAAAUACAACCGCUAGAGCGUUCGCAGUUGUGGCGUCUGCUCUGACCAUCCCAGCUUUGCUACCAUUCCUGCGAGCUGUCUGCCGAAGCAAGAAAUCAUGGCACGCUAGACAUACCGGUGUCAAGAUUGUCCAGCAAAUUGCCAUUCUAAUGGGUUGCGCUGUUCUGCCUCAUCUCAAAGGACUUGUUGAGUGCAUCGCCCCCAACUUGAACGAUGAGCAGACCAAAGUCAGAACCGUGACUAGUUUGGCCAUUGCUGCUUUGGCAGAGGCGUCCAACCCAUAUGGUAUUGAAAGCUUCGAUGAUAUUUUGAACCCUCUUUGGACAGGUGCUCGCAAGCAGCGCGGCAAGGGCCUUGCCGGUUUCCUCAAGGCCGUUGGAUACAUCAUUCCUCUCAUGGAUGAAGAGUAUGCCAAUUACUACACAAGUCAGAUCAUGGAGAUCCUGUUGCGAGAAUUCUCUUCUCCAGACGAGGAGAUGAAGAAAGUCGUCCUGAAGGUUGUGUCCCAGUGUGCAGGCACGGAAGGCGUUACUGCAGGCUAUCUCAAGGAACACGUCCUCGACGAAUUCUUCAAGAGCUUUUGGGUUAGGCGAAUGGCCCUCGACAAGCGCAAUUAUAAACAAGUUGUAGAAACUACUUUUGAUAUUGGACAAAAAGUCGGCGUCAGCGAGAUUCUAGAGAGAAUCGUCAACAAUCUCAAGGACGAAAGUGAGGCGUACCGCAAAAUGACGGUCGAAACCACGGAGAAGAUUGUAGCGAGUCUCGGCGCUGCUGAUAUUGGUGAGCGCCUUGAGGAAAGACUUGUAGACGGUAUCCUGCACGCAUUCCAGGAACAGAGCGUUGAAGACGUUGUUAUGCUCAACGGUUUCGGCUCUGUGGUCAACGCUCUAGGGACACGAUGCAAGCCGUAUCUGCCUCAGAUUGUUGGCACCAUUCGCUGGAGGUUGAACAACAAGUCUGCCACUGUGCGGCAACAGGCGGCCGAUCUCAUCUCGCGAAUCGCCAUGGUUAUGCAGCAGUGUGGUGAAGACGCCCUCAUGGGAGAGCUCGGCAUCAUUCUGUACGAGUACCUCGGUGAAGAGUAUCCCGAAGUCCUUGGAUCCAUCUUGGGCGCUCUGCGAUCCAUCGUCACAGUCGUGGGUAUCAGUCAAAUGCAGCCUCCCAUCAAGGACCUGCUGCCUCGUCUGACGCCCAUUCUCCGCAAUCGCCACGAAAAGGUCCAGGAAAACACCAUCGAUCUGGUGGGACGUAUUGCGGAUCGUGGGCCAGAGAGCGUCAACGCGCGUGAAUGGAUGCGAAUCUGCUUCGAACUGCUGGACAUGCUCAAAGCUCACAAGAAGGGUAUCCGGCGAGCAGCCAACAACACCUUUGGUUUCAUCGCCAAAGCCAUUGGUCCCCAAGAUGUCCUUGCAACACUAUUAAACAACCUUCGUGUCCAGGAGCGUCAAUCCCGAGUCAACACCGCCGUCGCAAUCGGUAUUGUCGCAGAGACUUGUGCCCCGUUCACAGUCCUCCCAGCCCUCAUGAACGAGUACCGCGUCCCGGAGCUCAACGUCCAAAACGGCGUGCUCAAAUCCCUCUCCUUCCUGUUCGAAUAUAUUGGCGAAAUGGCAAAGGAUUACGUCUACGCCGUGACACCGCUCCUUGAAGAUGCCCUCAUCGACAGAGACCAAGUCCACCGACAAACCGCCGCCUCUGUCGUCAAACACAUUGCCCUCGGCGUAAUCGGACUCGGCUGCGAAGACGCCAUGGUCCAUCUCCUCAACCUCCUCUUCCCCAAUCUCUUCGAAACGAGUCCCCACGUCAUCGACCGUAUUAUCGAAGCUGUCGAAGCUAUCAGAAUGGCCGUCGGGCCAGGCGUCGUCCUCAACUACGUCUGGGCAGGUCUCUUCCAUCCUGCCCGCAAGGUCCGCACACCCUACUGGAGGCUCUACAACGAUGCCUAUGUCCAGGGCGCGGAUGCCAUGGUCCCCUAUUACCCGAAUUUGGAUGAGGAGAAGAUUGAUAGACCGGAAUUGGCGAUUGUCCUGUAA